AUAAUAAUAUAAAUAAUAUUUCAGCCUGUAAAGGAGUGAAGCAGGUUGGAAGCGCAACUUCAGGCGAGAGAGGCAUUAAUUUUACUCUUAUUGCAUGCGUAAGUGUUAUAGGAAAUAGUGUGCCACCCUUAUAUAUAUUUCCAAGAGUUAAUUAUAAGGACUGCAUGAUUGAAGGUGCGCCUACUGGUGCCAUUGGUUCUGCUCACCCUAGCGGCUGGUCCAACAAAACAAUUUUUAUGCAGUAUCUUCACCACUUUGUUGAACAUGUGAACUGUUCUUCAAAUAAUAAGGUGCUCCUAAUCCCAGAUGAUCACGAGAGCCAUAUAAUCCUCAAGGCGAAGAAUUUUGCAAUAGAAAAUGGAAUAGUUAUGCUCAUGCUACCUCACCACACAAGUCUCAAGCUCCAGCCUCUAGACCGAAGCGUAUUUGGGCCAUACAAGACAUAUUACAAUACAGCAUGCGCCGACUGGAUGUGUUGCCACCCUGGAAAACCUAUUUUCAUUUAUGAUGUGGUCGAAAUAUCGGGAAUAGCCUACCCUUUAGCAUUCACACCAAUAAACAUUCAAUCCGGUUUUAGAGUGUCUGGUAUUUGA
This is a messenger RNA of Leptinotarsa decemlineata (Colorado potato beetle), 593 nucleotides long. RefSeq lists its product as uncharacterized. NCBI's taxonomy places the organism in Eukaryota, Metazoa, Arthropoda, Insecta, Coleoptera, Chrysomelidae. The record is from RefSeq and is a predicted model, not a curated record.